Messenger RNA from Aspergillus calidoustus, 936 nucleotides. Lineage: Eukaryota; Fungi; Ascomycota; Eurotiomycetes; Eurotiales; Aspergillaceae. The record is from the annotation of a GenBank genome assembly.
AUGCCCACCACAACCGCCACCCUCUCCUGGGCAACCACAAACUGGGGCCCGCUCACAACCCCCUGGUCCCUUCCCAGCGCCUGCUCCAAACAAGCCUUCAUCUACGAGACCGACGGUCCCCUCGUUGGCAUCCUCUCUCUCGACCGGCCCCUCGUCGGCCUCUACGCCCAGUGCGACAACGGCCUCUUCACCUGCUACCCCGAACCAACGGACCCAAACGCGCCGUCCGUCCUCUCUGAAGCGAGCGCGACACCUACCCUGGGCGGCUACCACGCCGCGCUCGUAUACUCGCCUGCGCCGGCGUGUCCCGAGGGCUGGGAGACGGUUGGCGCUGUAGGGCGCGCCGGGGACGGGCCGUCAGUCUCGCGGGCGGGAUUGUUUACGGUUCCGUACGAGGCGGACCCGGGGGUUCCGGGGCCGCAGGUUGCGUACAAGGAUGCGCUGGCGAGUCUGCUAGAUCCGAGUGAGACGGCGGUCAUGUGUUGUCCGAGCUCAAUGACAAUCCACAACAAUCUGAUUGGCGGCUGUCGCUCCUCGCUGCAAGACUACAGCAUCUCGACCGCGUGCGUGACGUACUUCCCCGUUGCCGGCAUGUCGAGGACCGAUGUCCAGUGGAGCAUGAGCGCGGGCCUGAUCUCGUGGAUGACGGAGACGACGACGUAUUCGGCGAGCGAUGUGCCGUCGCUGGUGGCCGAGGCGGUUGUUCAGCCGCUUGUGCUGCUUCAUAAGCCGACGGAUCUGGCUGGUGGCAGUGGUGAGGGGAGUGGAGACUCUGGGGAGGAUACGGAGGGGAGCACUGCGGAGGAAGAUCCGAGUGAGACGAAUGCGGCGGCUGCGUUGCGCGGUGGGGAUGGGGGUUGGGGGGUUCCCGGAAGGGUGCUGCUUAAUGCGGUUGGGUCAAUAGUUUUGGGGGCUGCAAUGGUGCUUUUACGGUGA